This is a messenger RNA of Theobroma umbraticum, 1571 nucleotides long. Its product is annotated as WAT1-related protein At5g07050-like. Gene Ontology annotation, cellular component: membrane. Lineage: Eukaryota; Viridiplantae; Streptophyta; Magnoliopsida; Malvales; Malvaceae. The record is from RefSeq and is a predicted model, not a curated record. Gene Ontology annotation, molecular function: transmembrane transporter activity.
AAAUGGACCCAUCUGGCUGUUACUGGUUCACUAUAAGCAAGUGUCCUAUCAUGAAAAACUGUGGUUUUAUCGUGGCAAUGGUCGUAGUUCAAUUUGCUUAUGGUGGAUCUAAUAUUCUCAUUAAAAUCGCCCUUGAGAGAGGCCUCAAUCAGUUUGUCUUAAUCGUUUACCGGCACAUAAUUGCCAUGCUUUUGCUAGCCCCCGUUGCUUAUGUACUUGAAAGGAAGAAGCGCCCUUCGCUGUCGUUGUCAGUGUUCGGAAAAAUAUUUAUGCUGUCAUCCUUAGGGACUACUAUUCAUCUUAAUGUUUACUAUGCUGGUUUAGCUUACACUUCUCCAACUGUAGCAACUGCCUUGGGCAACGUUAUCCCAAGUUUGACGUUUCUAAUGGCAGUUUUGCUCAGGAUGGAGGAGGUGAAGAUUAAACGUACCAGCGGGGGAGCAAAGGUAUUGGGUACCGUUAUUUGCAUUGGUGGUUCACUUGUUUUUACCUUCUGGAGAGGAGGGUUCCAAUCGAAGGGCUUUGUAGACAGGCCAUUGAUAAACAUCCACAGCACAAAUGCUUCUCAUGGUGAGUUUAGGCAUGGAAACGAAAGCUGGAUCAAAGGUUCUGCCCUUUUUCUUGUCAGUUACAUUGCAUGGAGUGGAUGGCUAAUUCUCCAGGCUACAGCAUCCAAAGUCUAUCCAGCUCAAUUAUCACUGAAUGUUUUAAUUUGCUUCAUCGCAUCCUUGCAAUCUUCUGUUCUUGCCCUGUUCUUCGCUAGAAAUCCUCUCUUGUGGAAGUUGCAGUGGAAUGUGCAGCUUUUAACCAUCAUUUACUCUGGAGUUGUGCUCUCAGCAUUUGUCUACUAUCUACAAACAUGGUGUAUCAGUAACAAAGGACCAGUUUUCGCAGCAAUGUUCACUCCACUGCUCCUUGUCUUUGUAGCUAUAUUCUCUGCAAUUGUUUUCGCAGAGCGUCUUCACUUAGGCAGUUAUUGCGUUUGGCAAUUUUUCCAGCUUGGUGGGAGCAUUUCUCAUUAUCUUGGGACUUUACCUUGUACUUUGGGGCAAAAGGAGAGACAGUUUUGUCUCUGGAAAUACAAAGGAUGGAGAUGACUUCCCUGAUGAUAAAAAGCCAGUGAUUUCCAUCAACAACUGCACAUUAGCCAGUGAUAAAUCUUUCAAAGUUGAGGCGAUAAACUGAGAAAAAUUCAGUUUGCUUUUUCCACCAAAAGCUUUCGCCAUGUUGACUAAUGUGCCAAGACUUUGGAUCAUGGUGAUUUUUAUGAAGUAGCCAGUUGGUUAGAUGGUGCUUAUUUGUAGUAAAGGAAUAAAGAAGACUGUGAAUGCGUUUGAAUUUUGGACAUCUUUCACUGAUGCUAUCUAAGAUAAAUAAUCUGCAGUGCAGUGCAGGCAGGCAUUAGUGUUUUUCUGAGGAAAAUAGUAGUCUGCAUAUGUUAUCAUGGCACGCGCAAAAAAGGCAUCAAUAAAGAGAUAACUCUGAAAAUUCCACAAAUUUCUCUUAAUAAAAUAGUGAAAUAAACUUUAUUUUUUACUUUCUGCUUCAUUCAAAGAGCAGAUACUGCUAGU